ACCCGAUCAAUGAUCGAUAAGAUUCAGAAGGGCCAAGGCCGGCACACACCGGCACGUUGCCGUCACGUGAUGUUGCUACUCUGAAUGCCGGGACCCUCAGGCAACAGAACAUGCAAGGCUGAAAAGCCAGUGCAAUAAUAUCAAGCUUAACUGGAGUAUAAGUACAUACGGUAGGACAGGAGUCCAUCCUCGAAAUGUCACGGUUCGCUUGGGAAGCAGGCUUGACGUGUAGCUCGGUCUCUUAAGCACUCGACAAUCGUGUUCCGAACUUCCAUCAUCGCGGCAACCAGUGUGGCCGUGUGGUAGUAGUACAAUUACAUACUGACCAUAUUACAGGAUGACUCUCGCUCAACUUAUUGGAUACAGUGUGCUUACCUUUGCAGCAUGGAAGCUUGUUCGGAGACAUGCCUCCAGAAAGGCAAACGCCCUAGAUGUUGCAGGCCCAGAUAAGCAACAUUGGUGGAAAGGCAACAUGGAGUGGAUGUUUGUGGACGGUUUCCAACGCUGCUUAGAUGUUGCUGCAGAGUUUGGUGGAGCUGUUAGGAUCCCUGUGUUAUUUGGAGAGGAAUGGCUAUAUGUAUCAGACCCACGCGCGCUCCAUCAUAUCCUUGUCAAGGAGCAGCAUACCUUUGAAGAAAAUGACAGCUUUUUGUCUUGCAAUAAGCUUAUCUUCGGCGACGGUCUUAUUUCGACACUAGGGGAACAGCACCGAAGGCAGCGCAAAAUGCUCAAUCCAGUGUUCUCCACUGCCAAUAUGCGGGAGCUCCUGCCCGUUAUUCAAACCAUCUCCCAUCAGCUAAAAUCUAUUCUCGUGUCAAAUCUUUCUUCCCGCAGUGAGGAUGAUCAUGCACGAUGCAGGGAGUCCGUAGAAAUCGAUGUGUUACCCUGGCUCUCCCGCAGUUCUCUGGAUUGUAUUUGCGAGGGCGUGCUGGGCUACCAUUCAGCUGCACUAGAGACAGGAAAUGAGGACGAGUAUACAAAUGCUCUACGAAUGUUAGGUCCAUUCAUCGCUAAAACCCUGAUAGUUCGUCCUAUCAUUCCGAUAGUUAUGCGCAAUUGCUCUCUUUACUGGCGAAAAAAGAUGUUAGACUGGCUGACGAUAAGUUGGCUGCCGACGCAAAUUAUGAGGAAUCUUAGAGAGCUACGCCAAAUAGUCGAAAUCAUGGACUCAGCCAGUAGGGCCAUCUUUCAAGAGAAAAAGGCUGCGCUGCAGCUGCAGCUACCCUCCCCUCCCCUAUCACAGGCCCACGACACGUUGGGAGGAACAGCGGGGAAAGAUAUGAUGUCUAUCAUGGUCAGGGCAAACGCCUCAUCUUCCGAGGCAGAUAGACUAAGUGAUUCCGAGCUCUUGGGACAGAUGAACGUCAUGAUUUUUGCUGGUCUCGAGACGACGACGGCAGCAGUGGCUCGUGCACUGUACAUGCUUGCAAAGCACCCUCAUAUCCAGGAACAACUGAGGAUAGAAAUUUGUGGUGCUAUGGCUGCAUAUCAAGUUCCCGACCCCGAUCAUUCGCACGCCAAAGAUGAAAGCGCAUCCGCCAGGCUGUCAUAUGAUGUAUUGAUGAAUCUUCCUUUACUAAAUGCAGUUGUUCGAGAAACAUUAAGGCUCUAUCCAUCGUUGCCUGUUCUCACUCGAAGAACUACAAGAUCGGCAUCAGUCCCAUUACACUUCCCAGUUCGGUCUGCAUCUGGUGAAGAGAUCGAUGUAAUCCAUGUGGCUAAGAACCAGAGACUCGUCAUAUCCAUCCUUGCUGCGAAUCAUAAUCAAGCUGUCUGGGGUGAAGAUGCGUCAGAAUGGAAACCUGAUAGAUGGCUCAAAUCUUCUCAAGGGGUCUCACCUGGGGACAAGGACGGAGUGAAAUAUCCGGGUAUUUAUUCAUCUAUGAUGACCUUCCUUGCAGGCAAUCGUUCCUGCAUAGGCUUCAAAUUUGCCGAAAUGGAAAUAAAGGACGUGUUGGCCACUCUUCUGCCAGCCAUUCACUUUGCCCUGCCGUCGGAACCCGACGACAACGGAAAUGUGAAGGAGAUACACUGGAAAAUGACUGGUUUCCACAUACCGGUAGUGAAGGCACCUGCAGGAGAUGGUGAAACUCCUCACCUGCCUUUGAGCAUGCGGCUUGUCCGAGAAUGAUCAUUUGAAUAGUUGGUUCCAUGAGUGAUCUGGACGUCGUGGCUCAGUGCAUGGCAGUUUACGGUGGCGAAGGAGGAGAUGUAAGGCUCUUGUGUCUAUAUGAUUAUUAUAUUCGAUUUCGAUACUAGUACAUGUCUUGCUG
Molecule: messenger RNA, 2273 nt
Organism: Suillus plorans
Lineage: Eukaryota; Fungi; Basidiomycota; Agaricomycetes; Boletales; Suillaceae
Product: cytochrome P450
Exons: 14
Coding region: 338-2131 (597 amino acids)
Molecular function (GO): monooxygenase activity; heme binding; iron ion binding
Source: RefSeq, a predicted model, not a curated record